Messenger RNA from Linum tenue, 501 nucleotides. The record is from the annotation of a GenBank genome assembly. NCBI's taxonomy places the organism in Eukaryota, Viridiplantae, Streptophyta, Magnoliopsida, Malpighiales, Linaceae.
ACCUCAGCAGUGGGCGAGCAGCCAUUGUUAACCAUCCUUAGCCAGCCAUUCCAUCAUCAAUUCAUCAUCACUGCUUCCUUUCUCAUGGCGGAGGAGAGCAACCGCAGACAGUUCGACGGCGAGGAUGACAAGAAAACGACCCUCCUUUCUCAUGAUCGUCGCUCCCCCAACCCUAUGGAGAAGCAGAAGAAGACUACUGCUGCUGCUGCAAAGGGUGGCUUCAGAACCAUUCCAUUCAUCAUGUUGAACGAGGCGUUUCAGACGUUGGUAAGCACGGGGCUGAACGCGAACAUGGUGAUCUACCUGACGACUGAGUUCCACAUGGCGGCAGCAGCUGCCUCCAGCGUCAUCUCCCUGUGGAGCUCGGCUUCCAGCACCAUGGCCAUCUUCGGUGCUUCGCUAGGCGACUCUUCCCUCGGCCGGUUUCGCGUCAUCCUCCUGUCCACUGUCCUCCACUCUCCUUAAUAAUACCAUAAUUCAAAACUCUUUGCUUAGUCUUUU